AAAUGUAACUCUGCUGGUCUUCUUCCUGAUGGAGAGGAAAAGAUGCAAAAGAUUUCUGAAAUAAAAACUGGAGUGGAUGAAGCUGAUGUUUUGAUAGGAAAAAUGGAUCUUGAGGCAAGAAGUUUGCAGCCAAGUUUGAAGGUUGUCCUGCUUGCCAAGCUAAGGGAAUACAAGGCUGAUCUAAAUAAGGUUAAAAGGGAAGUUAAGAAAAUCUCAUCAAAUGAUGCUAAUCAGGUCCGUGAAGAGUUGUUGAAGUCUGGAAUUGCAGAUGCACAUGUGAUUUCUGUGGAUCAAAGAGAAAGAUUGGCAAUGUCAACCGAGAGACUAAAUCAGUCAAGCGACAGGAUCAAGGAGAGUAGAAGAAGUACGCUGGAGACAGAAGAGCUUGGUGUCUCCAUCCUUCAAGAUUUGCAUAAUCAACGUGAAACUCUCCUGCAUUCCCAUAAGAAGUUUCAUGGGAUUGACGAUGCCAGGGAGAAACCUUUUUGCCGGAAUUGUCGAGGAAGAAGACUCGGAAGUCUAGGGUUUGAGGUUGGCCUUCUUCUUUGAUGUAAAUCUCAGGCUUGUAAAGAGCAGUGCAAGUGAAGGACCUCCUCUUAGGAACCAAUCUGCUGUUGU
Molecule: messenger RNA, 618 nt
Organism: Camellia sinensis
Lineage: Eukaryota; Viridiplantae; Streptophyta; Magnoliopsida; Ericales; Theaceae
Product: vesicle transport v-SNARE 12
Biological process (GO): vesicle-mediated transport; intracellular protein transport; vesicle fusion
Cellular component (GO): ER to Golgi transport vesicle membrane; SNARE complex; endoplasmic reticulum membrane
Molecular function (GO): SNAP receptor activity; SNARE binding
Source: RefSeq, a predicted model, not a curated record